AUGAACAAGAACUGGAAUGACCGUGCCGAUAAGGAUCUCUUCUUCACUAUUCUCUCCGUCAAGAACAUUGGUGUCAUCAGCGGGAGCGAAUGGACUACAAUCGGUAACCAUAUGAGGUCCAUGGGCUAUGGCUUCACCAAUGAAGGCUGCCGUCAACAUUUCCAAGGCUUGAGGAGGGCUCAAAACAAGGUAGACACUUCCAAUGGCACCUCGGGCGAUGGAAAUUCGAAGCAGCUUGACCCUACCCUGAACCCCAUCACUCGGAGGCCGGGUCCCGGUCGAGGUCGGCCUCGAAAACAGCCUCCUGCCCCGGUCGCUGGCGAUGCCACUGCCCCUGGACAGACACCCCAGAAGCCUCAGGACCCUCAGCAGCUUCAGCAGCUUCAGUCACUACCCCCAGCCCCUCCUGCCCCAAUGGGUCCUGGUGAGCCUUUACCACAGCCGGUACACCUGGGGGUCCCUGAUGCCCUCGGGCUCGAACAGGGCGAUGAGCUCGAGGAGCAGGCCGCCAAAAGACAGCGUUUAGACGACAACACGGACCCGUCAUUGGAGGAUGAUGCCAUCUUAAACAGCCUGACCGACCACCAGAAUCAAUCGUCCGUGGAUCAGUAUGGCCAGGAGUAA
Thyridium curvatum is the source of this 624-nucleotide messenger RNA. RefSeq lists its product as uncharacterized. The transcript is spliced from 2 exons. The coding region runs from base 1 to 624 and encodes 207 amino acids. The record is from RefSeq and is a predicted model, not a curated record. NCBI's taxonomy places the organism in Eukaryota, Fungi, Ascomycota, Sordariomycetes, Thyridiales, Thyridiaceae.